Messenger RNA from Exaiptasia diaphana, 469 nucleotides. RefSeq names its product serine/threonine-protein kinase 38-like. The transcript has 4 exons. Gene Ontology annotation, cellular component: cytoplasm; cytoskeleton. Gene Ontology annotation, molecular function: protein serine/threonine kinase activity; ATP binding. Lineage: Eukaryota; Metazoa; Cnidaria; Anthozoa; Actiniaria; Aiptasiidae. The annotation marks the transcript as partial. The record is from RefSeq and is a predicted model, not a curated record. Gene Ontology annotation, biological process: peptidyl-threonine phosphorylation; actomyosin structure organization.
AUAUUUCGUUAUUAUUUCUCACAGCAAAUGCAGAUCCUUUAGACUCAAAAAGAAGAGCAGCCACUUGGAAGAAAAAUAGACGACAGCUGGCUUAUUCAACAGUUGGUACACCAGACUACAUUGCACCUGAGGUUUUCCUACAAGCAGGGUAUACUAAGAGUUGUGAUUUCUGGUCACUGGGUGUAAUAAUGUAUGAAAUGUUAAUAGGAUAUCCACCGUUUUGUUCUGAAAGUCCUCAAGAAACAUAUAAAAAGGUUAUGAAUUGGAGGGAGACGCUUGUGUUCCCACCAGAGAUGCCCAUCUCCAAGAACGCGCAGGACUGCAUUCAACGGCUUUGUUGUGAUGAGGAUMAUAGACUCAGUACAGUUGAGGAAAUAAAAGCACAUCCUUUCUUUAAAGGGGUAGAUUGGAUACAUUUGAGGUAUAUAUGAUUGUAUGAUCACAUAUAAUGAUAGUGUUGAUGAUGAUG